Protobothrops mucrosquamatus (brown spotted pit viper) is the source of this 1161-nucleotide messenger RNA. RefSeq names its product microtubule associated scaffold protein 2 (gene MTUS2). Gene Ontology annotation, cellular component: cytoplasm; nucleus. Gene Ontology annotation, molecular function: microtubule binding. The record is from RefSeq and is a predicted model, not a curated record. Bases 1 to 1161 code for a protein of 386 amino acids. NCBI's taxonomy places the organism in Eukaryota, Metazoa, Chordata, Lepidosauria, Squamata, Viperidae. The transcript has 9 exons.
AUGGUUCCAAGGGUAACAGGAGUACUCAAGGCUGUGACUGCUAAGCUGGUAGAGGGUCUUCAACAUAUUCCAGGAACAACAUCAAAGGUCUUUGUCCAGAAGAGUGCAAUGUUAAGAACAGCUAAGAACCCUCAAACUCCUAUGAGACACAUACUACCUAUAGGUAAUGAAAGUGCCUUUGUAAAAGAAAAGGAGAUCUCAGCUGAGCUUGCAAAUGUCAAGGAUGAAGUUGCCCUCAAUACAGGGAAAUACGAGACACUACAAAAAGAGAAGGAGGAGAUGGAAAAGAAGUUUGAGGGAACUGUGCAGAAACUCACUUGGCAGCAUCAGGAGGAGCUCCGGGCACUUGAAGAACGUUUGCAGUUACAGUACAGUGCUGAACUAGAACGUUUGCAUGAGAAUCACCAAGUCAAGCUUGACAGGAUCAAGAGUCAGCAUCAGGAACAGGUGGAUGAUAUUGCAGCAACUCAGGAAGUGGCAGUAUUAGAGAUGGAAAAUAGCCACGCAAUUGCCAUUGAAGAACUUCAGGAUGAAUUUGAGCACAAAAUUCACGAAAUGAAGUCUGCUCAUGAACAAGAAAAAAGAGAACUUGAAGAAAAUUUUGAAAAGUUGCGCUUGUCACUCCAGGACCAGGUACAUACUCUCACUUUUCAAAGCCAGUCUCUAAAGGACAAGGCAAAACGAUUUGAAGAGGCAUUGAAGAAAAACACUGAAGAACAACUAGAGGUUGCCCUGGCUCCAUAUCAGCAUUUAGAAAAAGAUAUGAAGAGCCUAAAGCAGGUCCUGGAGAUGAAGAAUGUACUCAUUCAUCAACAAGAAAAGAGGAUCGUGGAGCUAGAAAAGCUGGCAGAAAAGAAUUUAAUUCUAGAAGAAAAAAUUCAAGUACUACAACAACAAAAUGAAGACCUCAAAGUCAGGAUUGAUCAGAAUACUGUGGUGACAAGACAGUUAUCUGAAGAAAAUGCUAAUCUCCAAGAACAUGUUGAGAAGGAAAGCAAGGAAAAAAAGAGGCUGAGCAGGACAAAUGAAGAGUUGCUGUGGAAACUGCAGACCUCAGAACCCAUGAGUCCUGUUAAACUAUCUCCAACUUCUCCAACACGCAUUUACCGCUCUUCAUCGGGACCCCCAACUCCAGCUAAAGUCAGCACAGUACCAAGAUGA